Messenger RNA from Fopius arisanus, 1622 nucleotides. Its product is annotated as zinc finger CCHC domain-containing protein 4. Lineage: Eukaryota; Metazoa; Arthropoda; Insecta; Hymenoptera; Braconidae. Gene Ontology annotation, cellular component: nucleolus; cytoplasm. The transcript has 4 exons. The record is from RefSeq and is a predicted model, not a curated record. Gene Ontology annotation, molecular function: nucleic acid binding; rRNA (adenine-N6-)-methyltransferase activity; zinc ion binding. Bases 81 to 1559 code for a protein of 492 amino acids. Gene Ontology annotation, biological process: rRNA methylation.
CCUCGAAUAUAUUGUUUAUUUCAUUCAUUCGAUCCUCACGUGGCUGUUUAUGAAUGAAAAUUUGUGGAUUGUGAGGAGAGAUGGGUUCAGAAAGCUCUGGCUCUGGAGUUGAGUGUUUUUGGGGGAAUUUGAAGGAUCAUCCACGGUGUCCUCAUGGUCCCACAUUAUUAUUUGGAAAACGAGAAAAUGGGGAAAUCAAGCAGCAUUUCGCCUGCUCAGCUUGCAGAGAUCGAAAACUAUGUGCCUUUUAUUUAGAAAAGACCGAUAAACUCACGAAAAUUCAGAAGACCACAUGGCAGACGGAAUCUCGAAAGUUUUCCCUGCAGUACGAUCACAGGAAAUAUUUCCUGAGGCUCAACGAAAUUUUGUCUGAACGUCCAGAGAACAGGGGAUUCUGUCACACCUGUGGAAGACUAGUCUUCAUCGGUGAGAUCCAUAAGCACAAGGAUCACGAUUCGAUUACUGGAAUCACUAAUGAGGAGCUGAAGAACCCCACGAAAAUCCUAAAACCACUCUCGAAUCCGAAGAAAGAGGCCCAGUACAUGUUCUCGGAGAAAGCAACAGCUGAUGUUGUCGAUUUAUUGAUAAAAGCCGGGGCUAAACAUGUUUUGUGCAUUGGGGCACCUCGAAUUCAUGAAUAUAUUAGUAAAAAUCACGAGGAGAUGACGAGUUUGUUGCUGGACUUCGAUGGGAGAUACCACAACUUCUUCGGGCCUUUGAGCUUCUGCUGGUACAAUCUCUUCAAUCACCACUUCUUCAGCGAAGAAGCCCGGGAAGUCUUCAGGGACUUCCUGACCCAAGACAAUGGAACGAACGUAUUUUUAGUCUGCGAUCCACCGUUCGGUGGACGAGUGGAGUUCAUGUCCCAAACGAUAAAGUCAAUAACAGAUUCUCACAGGGUGUGGAAUAAACUUGAAACCGACACCUUAAAGAUAUUCUUCAUAUUCCCCUAUUUUAUGGAAUCCAUAAUGCAGAAUAAAUCGAAUCCGAGAGGUGUGGAGGGAGGUCUGAAGGAUCUGCAGAUGUCAGACUACAAAGUUGAUUAUGAAAAUCACCCCCUCUUUGUAACUGGCUCGAGUGGCAGAAAAUAUGGCUCCCCAGUUCGAAUAUUUACAAAUGUCUCUUUAAAUCUGUUGAAAUUACCAGGAGAUGGGUACAAGUGGUGCAAGAGAUGUGAUAAGUGGGUAGCCAGUGAGAAUAAACACUGCAAAUUAUGCAAAUCGUGCACCUCGAAGGACGGCAGACGGUACAGACAUUGUAAAAUUUGUAACAGAUGUGUUAAACCCACUUGGAAACACUGUGAUAAAUGCCAACGAUGCGUUCUCGAGAAACACGCCUGUGGGAUUAAACCAAAAAUUACGGGCGAGUGUUUCAAGUGCUCCAGAACAGAUCACAUUGCAAAGGACUGCCCCGGGGAAAAGCUUCCUAAAAAACGAAAGACCCCAGCCGAUGGCUCGCCGAAGAAAAAGAAGAGAAAGCUGGAGGGAGUUUCAGUAAAAAAAUCUACACCACUCACAAAAAAAUAUCUCAAAAACCUAUCAUUGAAGAAUACGAAUUGAAUAAACCUGUUUAAAAUUCCUAAAUCCUGCAUUUUUCUUUCAAUGACAAUAUAAUUUAUCAUA